AGGUCAUUUUUCGGAAAUCGCUGCUAUUCAUUUUAGAGGUCAAUUUGAGGUCCUGACAUGAUUUUUGAAGACUAAAAAUCUUUUUAUUCGAGUUCUGACACUCUGUAAUGAACAUUGCUUGAGUUAUUGACAUUUAAGUUUCCGAACCUCGUUAUUGGAAUUUUUAUUUUUUAUGCAAAUUCCAACUUUUUUGUGCUCAGUGGUGCUCGAUUAGUGACGAAAUUCAUUUUACAUCUUUUUCAUCAUGAAUUUCAGUUGAAAAUGAAUGAUUAUCUAACAAUUUCUCAGAAUUCGAAGAAAAAUCAGUUUGUGGUGACAAAAGCAAGACGCUACAUUCACAAAAGCUCAACAUCACUACUUUUACCUGAUUUAUCUGAUGUGAAACAGCUCUAGGAGCGCUUUACAUGGAUUUGGUUGAAAAGUUCAUCUUCCAUGAUUAAAUCAAUUUUUACAGCAUGUAAUUAAACCCUGUUGCCAAAAAGGUGCGAUCGGGUCCCAAUGAGCACAAAAAAGUUGGAAUUUGCAUAAAAAAUAAAAAUUCUAAUAACGAGGUUCGGAAACUUAAAUGCCAAUAACUCAAGCAAUGUUCAUUACAGAGUGUCAGAACUCGAAUAAAAAGAUUUUUAGUCUUCAAAAAUCAUGUCAGGACCUCAAAUUGACCUCUAAAAUGAAUAGCAGCGAUUUCCGAAAAAUGACCUUGAAUGACCUUGUCCUUGAAACAUAAAAAAUGAAUGUCGCCCAAACUCACUAUAUUCGAUUCUCAAGCCAAUAGCAUGUUUGGUUGCAAAGUUAUUGGCGUUCAACAUCAUACUAAGUAGCUGAAUAGCCCUGUAUAUUGACAUUGUUCCUUUUCAGUGUGAUUGCAAUGUAAUGUUUCUUUUGCAUUUUUAAUUUAUAAUUACAGAAGGCUGAUUUGUGCUUCUUGCCAUUGUCGUUGGAUACCCAAAAAGCUCCUGGUUAUUUUGGCUCUGUCAUAUCAGAGCAAAACUUCUAUAUAUUUAGUACACGGAAUCUGAACCUUGACAGUUCGGCAGUUGUUUCAAGUCUAACAUCAGUCACUGUGACUCCUUUAUUAUUGGCUAUUCUGGCGAUAUUAAUAUUGGAAUUGAUUGCAGUUAAACACUUCAAAAUUGCAACUUUAUUGACAGCCACCUUUCGAUCCUUUGGUAUCUCAUUCCACCAGAAUUCAUCUCAUACUUCAUCAUGGCUCUGUUUGAUUCAGAUGCUUAUCCUAAUGUUUCCAGUAUUCAUCUUUAAUUCUGCAUUCAGUACUCAAACUAUUGUUGGAACUGCAGAUUACAAGAUUGAUACAUUAAAGGAUGUUAUCAAUCAGGGCAGAAUACCAUUUUUCCUUGAAGGUAUUUCAAUGCACGACUUCUUCAAAGCCAAAGUGACCAAAGAUUAUGCCGGUAUUUAUGAACGUAGCGUUUCUGAAGGAUUUGGUGAAGCCUUUCAAUUAGGACCUAUUCCUGUGUUUGAAAAGAGCGAAUUGAUGGUCACUUUCAUAUCAAGUGUCGGCAGAAAACUAGCCCCAUUGAUGAGUUCAGUUUCGGGGUUUGCCAAAGCUAAUCAAGAACAUUACUUCUCAGCAAAGCCUUUUCAUAAAUCUUUGCAAUCUAUACUGUUUAGCUACAAUAUAUCUAAGCCCAUCAGAAGAAAAUUUGAUACUCUGGGUCUUCGGAUAAUUCAAAGUGGAAUCGUCCCAAAACUAGAAGCUGAUAUUUACAUUGAAUUUAUACUUUCUUUUUAUCCAACUACGUUAUUCGAGUUUCACAAAUCUGAAGUUUCUCGAAAAAUCAAUGAUUUUACUUGGAAACCAUUAAGUUUUAGUGGAUUCUAUCAGAUAUUUUAUAUUAAUGUCUUAUUAUUAAUACUGAUAACACUUGUUGCACUCAUUGAAAUCAUUAUUGGUUUUUGCUUUACUUAA
Tetranychus urticae (two-spotted spider mite) is the source of this 1927-nucleotide messenger RNA. Lineage: Eukaryota; Metazoa; Arthropoda; Arachnida; Trombidiformes; Tetranychidae. The record is from RefSeq and is a predicted model, not a curated record.